GAUGACAGUUUCUGACAGAUUUCUUGACUUUUCUUUAUCAUUUACCUUUUUGACGACAUUUAUUAAAUGUGAUUCAUUUUACUAAAGCUUAGCUUUUUAAACGAUUUCUUUAUUAUUUUGGCAAAAUGGCGUUCAAAUUUUGUGUUUGUUUAUGUUUACUUCAAAUGAUUGUUUUUGGUGACUUCACAAUAUAUGAGACGAUAAUACGGCAACCAAUUGUCUUAGAUAACUGCAACAUGACCGAGUGUGCCCCUCCCUGCCCUGGUGCUGCUCCACCCGUUGAAUGUCCAGCUAAUGUCCCGUAUUGUCACUUCGGGUGCGCCUGCUAUACUAACUGCGACAUCGGCGUCGUCACUUGUUUCCAAAUUAGGGACUGCCUCGAAGUACGACGGUUCUUCACCAAGCGAAGAAGAAUUACUAAUCUUGAAUAGAUGGUUUAACAAUGUGUAGACAUUGAUAUUUUGAAGUUGGAUAGUUUUCUUAAAAUUUUCCACUAAGAUUCCUAACGUUAUUGAUGCAUUGACAUUUGGACCUUGGUAACAUGUACUUUAUUCUUUUUGGAAGGUGGUCCAGAAUUUUAAAAUUAUGUAAGUUCCUGAUUGAGACUUCUUAAUUCAGAAAAUAUAGUGCUUAAAUUAUAGCCCUGUGUUAGAUGGGAAGUUGAUAUGUCUUAUUUACGUCAAAAUAUAUUUAUGGCAAAAGUAGGAAACGAAUAAGACUUCCAUAAAGAGCAGUGUUAAAAAUAGCGCUUUGUAUUUUCUGAAAUUCGAGUAUGUGAGCAUUACUUUUAAAUUUGAAUCUAACCUAAUCUACAUGAUCAUAAAAUCGCUACAUGUUUAUUAAAAAAAAGAUUU
Messenger RNA from Trichoplusia ni (cabbage looper), 854 nucleotides. RefSeq lists its product as uncharacterized. The record is from RefSeq and is a predicted model, not a curated record. The coding region runs from base 126 to 431 and encodes 101 amino acids. The transcript is spliced from 2 exons. Lineage: Eukaryota; Metazoa; Arthropoda; Insecta; Lepidoptera; Noctuidae.